AUGCUUCGCGCAUCCCGUCUCGUUCGUGCCGCCGCCCCAGCGCGUGGUUACGCCACGGCAGCGGACAGCUUUGCCUCGAAGACUACCGUUUUCGAGAGCGUUAAGCCGACAGCGAGCGUCACUUUCUUGCUCAAGGCCGGUGCACGGUACGAGCAGAAGCCCGGCGCGGCGCACGUCCUUUCCAACUUUGCUUUUACUAGCAAUGGAAAGCGCUCGACGCUCGGCACAGUGCGCGAAUCUGAGCUCUACGGCGGUGUGCUCUCUUCGACCCUCUCGCGGGAACACUUGGCCUUGACGGCCGAGUUCAUGCGUGGCGACGAGGCAUUCUUUGUCGAUGUACUUACUCAGUACCUGGCGACGGCUCAGUUCGAGCGUCACGAGCUUACCGAGUCUGUCCUUGCCGCUGUCGCCGCCGAGUCGGCUGCUGCCGAGGCCGCACCUUCGACCCACGCUCUCGAGCUCGCACACCAGGUCGCGUUCCGCAAUGGCCUUGGCAACUCCCUAUACGCCGACGCCGCAGCCCAGCACCAGUUGACGGUUGCAGAUGUCGCCGCUCUGCACAACUCGGCUGUCCCCGGACUGCAGAUCCUCGCAACCGGCAUCUCGCAGGAAGCUCUCCUCGCCGCGCUUGACAAGUCGCUGGCAAGUCUCGGCAAGAACAAGGGUGCAUUCUCGGGUACCGCCGCAUCCGCCUCGCCAGCCAAGUCCAGCUACUUUGGUGGUAGCACCCGCGUUUCUGGUCAUGGAUCGAGCGCCGUGUUUGUCGGCUUCGGUAGCACCGACGCCGCCGCCACCCCCGCGCUACACGCACUUGCCGCACACCUCAGCCCGGCUCCCUCCGUCAAGUGGUCUACGGGUCUCGGCCCCAUCGCGGCAGCAGUUACGCCGGGUGUGAGCGUCCGCGCCGCCACCCUCCCUUACAGCGAUGCUGCCCUGUUCGGUCUUCUCAUUGAGGGAGAGGCCGGAAAGCUCGCCGGUGCAGCGAAGGCUGCUGUUGAGGGCCUGAAGGCCGCUGCCGGCGGCGUGAGCAAGGAGGACGCUACUCGUGCCGUUGCCAAGGCUCGCUUCCAGCUCUCCAGCGCACUUGAGAGCACGGAUGGUGCCAUUUCUGCAUAUGCAAAUGGCGUUGCCCCGUCGCAGCAGGUUGAGGCUGUCAGCGCGCUUGACGGCGCCUCCGUGUCGAAGGUUGCCGGUGAGCUCCUCAAGGGCAAGGCCACCUUUGUCGCUGUCGGCGACACCCGUGUACUUCCGUAUGCGGACGAGAUCGGGCUCACGAAUGCGUAG
Molecule: messenger RNA, 1284 nt
Organism: Peniophora sp. CBMAI 1063
Lineage: Eukaryota; Fungi; Basidiomycota; Agaricomycetes; Russulales; Peniophoraceae
Source: the annotation of a GenBank genome assembly